Molecule: messenger RNA, 2016 nt
Organism: Alternaria arbusti
Lineage: Eukaryota; Fungi; Ascomycota; Dothideomycetes; Pleosporales; Pleosporaceae
Exons: 1
Coding region: 1-2016 (671 amino acids)
Molecular function (GO): oxidoreductase activity, acting on the CH-CH group of donors
Source: RefSeq, a predicted model, not a curated record
AUGACGCAACAGCCGCCUCAGGCUUCCUCCUCAACAUCAGGAUUCUUCCAGGCCCUUCCGGUACUUCCGCCACAAUAUACCAGUCCGACUUUGCUACCAAAGGCUUUCCGUAGUCCGCACUCGGAGUCAACACAAGCUUCCGAUGACAAAGUUAUCGCGCGGAUAUUAGAUCUCUACCUGCCACAGGAUGCAACGGAGGCUACCAAGCGUGCCCAUCACCUAGCACGUCUAUCACUUAAUCCAUCUAUUCUGAAGUACGCCACGGAUGCGGAGACCAACCACCCGGUACUGCGUCCGCUCUCUACCUUCGGUGCGGAAAACAAGAACGAUCCGUUGUGGACGACGACAGGAUGGCAGAAGCUAAAGGAGAUCGGCUAUCGUGAAGGUGUCGUCUCGGUAGCUUACGACAAGUCUCAUCGCCACUUCAAUAGACGCGUGGGACAAUUUGUCGGAGGCCAUGUAUGGGGCCCGACUGGUACCAUGACCGCAUGCCCUCAAAGCAUGACCGAUGGCGCCGCGACAUUGUUGAACAAACACAAGAACGACGAAGAUGGCGAUCAGCCGGGUCGAGGCGAAGUGCUACGGGAAGCGUAUCGGCGAGUGUGUAGUCGCGACCCUGAUGUGGCUUGGACAAGCGGACAAUGGAUGACUGAACGAUCUGGCGGAAGCGAUGUAUCCGGCACGGAGACACUUGCUCGACGCAUGACACCGCAGGAGCUGGAAGAAGAUGCAAACCAAGGAAGAGAUAGCGAUGCAGUUGGUAUGCAACUGGGCUCCUGGAAGAUACAUGGUUUCAAGUGGUUCAGCAGCGCAACGGACUCAGAGAUGGCUGUACUCCUCGCGCGAACAGACAAAGGCGCUCUGUCUGCCUUCUACAUGCCCAUGCGACGACGCGUGGGCGCGCAAGCGCUGGAGAGUCAUACCCUAAACGAAGAAGCCCCGCCCCUCACCGAGCUCAACGGCGUUCGCAUCCAGCGUCUGAAGAACAAACUCGGAACCAAGUCACUACCAACUGCGGAGCUCGAGCUCAACGGCGCACGCGGUUGGCUCAUCGGUAAGGAAGGUCAGGGUGUGAAGGAGAUUUCCGCCAUUCUCAACAUCACGCGACUAUAUACCGCAGCUGGUAGUGUAGGAAGUUGGGCUCGUGGUCUGGCAAUUUCCCGCGCCUACAGCAAAGUACGCAAAGUGCGCGGCGGACUACUCCAAGACAACCCAGCGCAUCUCGCAUGGAUGGCCGAAGAAACAGUCAAGUACUGGGCCAGUGCGCACUUCACCUAUCUGGGUGUUGCUCUACAGGGCGCUUUGGAACAGGAUUGGGACGAGAUGGUCGCGAACACAAAGGCCGCACAUUUGAUCCCGAGCGACAAGACCACGAUAGCGGCUCUUCUGAGAUUGUUGUUACCCGCGAUGAAAGCUCAAGUCAGCGUCGCAUCCGUUGAUGGCCUGCGACAGUGCAUGGAAUGCCUUGGUGGUGUCGGGUACUGCGAGAACAACGAAGACGGCGGGCUGAUGAACAUCGCGAAGAUCUAUCGUGACAACCUCGUCAAUCCGAUAUGGGAAGGCACUGUCAGCGUCAUGGCAGAAGAUGUCGUUCGGGUACUCACUGACAAGCGAAUGGGCGGCGGCGAUAUCAUGAAGAACAUCUUCACACCGUGGGUCAGGGACGUGCUCGGUCGAUGUGCUCCCAUGUUUCAAGAUCAAGUCUCGAUUGUCGAGGAGAGACUUCAGGCGCUCAAUGACGUUGUUCAUAAUGCACAGAAAGAAGAGCUGCUAUACCGUGGACGAGGAAUUCUACAGCAUCUCGAAGUCAUCGCCAGCAGCGUCGCGCUGAUGUACGAUGCGCAAGCAGACCCAGAUGCUGUUGCACAAGAGAUCGCAGUACGAUGGAUCCACCUGAAGGCACUUUCGCCACAAACUCAUCCGCGCUCUCAAAACUGGAAAGAACUGUCGUCCAUGGACAAGCGCAUUUUCCUUGGAACAACGGAAGCAGCCGUCGGUGUUUCAGCAAAGCUCUGA